Molecule: messenger RNA, 1527 nt
Organism: Blepharisma stoltei
Lineage: Eukaryota; Ciliophora; Heterotrichea; Heterotrichida; Blepharismidae
Source: the annotation of a GenBank genome assembly
AUGGAGAUUUCUCAUAGCAACUAUCACUUAAAAUUUCGUCGAGAAGAAUCUCCUAGUCAGCUAAAGAGAGUCAGAGUCCCAUCAGAUAUCCUAGACUCUUCCCGCGUCAAAGGCAAAAUCUCUCCUUUCCCUUCUUCAAGAAACAAGCUCUUUGAGUAUAAAAACCGACUAAAGCAAGUCAACAGCCUAAUAGACAACCAAGAAGACCUCAAUUUCCUCGAAAACUCAAAGCAGCAGCACGAAAAAUUCCUCAAUUCUCUCAAGCAUUUAACUUCCUUAAUUCCCCUCCUUGAUACAAAUUAUGACAUUUCAAACAAAAGAGAGCUCGUGAUCACUUUGCUUGAAAUCUUAGACUAUAUUUUUCAGUCUGAACAAAACGAAAAGCAUAGCGAGAAUACGAAAGAUUGCCACGAAUGUGGAUGCGAAAAUUCGAAGAAAAGAGGAAGGUCCAUUUCUCCUGGGUGAAAAAUGAUGGCAAAGGAGCCUGGGAAAAAUUAUAUCGCCAAAACUAUUGAGGUAGAAGAUAGGCUUGAAAGGUGUCUAAAAUGUAAUACAGAGGUUAUAGGGAGACAUACAGGCAGCAUUUGUGAAUGGUGUCUUGAUGGAAAUGCAGUGGAAAACCAGUCAGAGUUGGCGGUCAUACUUAAAGUUUAUUCAAGCGCGCUGAUGAAUCCUAAAUGUACAGACUUGGAUUCAUCAUUUAGCCCAACUAAAUCAAUCGAUAUUAAAGAAGGCAGCUUAUUACCAAAAAAUCCAGAGUGGUUAAACUUCUAUAUGAAAAUUGGAAACAAAGAAGUCAGAAUAAGAGACUCUGACAGCAUUUUAUGCAGAAUUCAAUAUACAAAAGAAACAAAAACCCUCGAAAAGGUCGAAGAAAACUCCAUGCCACUUAUGGAAACCUUAAGCGUAUCCCCUAGAAAGAGAUCUCGAAGGCCUCAUACUCCAUCUUUUAUGAAACUAACCCAAGCUUCUGCAUCAAAAUCCAAACCAUUUCGAUCUCCUCUUCCAGAGAUUAACCCUCAGUCAAGCAAGGAAACUUUGCUACAGAAAAUUUUGAACUUAAAAAGCCAAGGCAGAACUAUUUUGAAAAACCUAGACAAUACAUUAGAUGAGCAGUUUAAUUUUACAAAUGAAAAGCUGAAUGGGGUUAAAGAGUAUUGCAAUCAAAUUUUAACAGCUUAUUCAAGGCAAAUCAGAAGCCUGAUAACUGGGAUUUUUGAAUUUUUACCUGAAUACUCUAUGGGUGUUGAAAAAUGCUUCAAAGGAAUUGUAUUGCUCUGCGAUUUCAUUUUGGAUUGGUAUAAAAAUGAAGUAGAAAGCAUGAAAGACCUGAUUUCUUUACAAGGCGGAAAAGACAAUCAGAAAAAGAACUACAAAAAGAUCAUUGAUGAGCUCAGAGAGGAGCACUUGAACUAUAAAAUAAAGCACAAAUCCAAAGCUUCGAAAAUGAAAAACUGCAUCAGCAAGUAUAAGCACUUGAUCAAACUUUACGAGAUGGAACUAAACCGAAAUUUAAGCGAAGAUUAA